AUGGCAGCUCAACCAUCCUACAGCCCCUUGAACGAGCGGCCUCUCAAGGACACCAUCUGCCUCUUCGACGUCGAUGGCACACUCACUCCCGCUCGUCUGGGCGCCUCCCCCGAGAUCCUCGCCCUCCUCCAGUCCCUCCGCCAAAAGUGCGCCAUCGGCUACGUCGGCGGCUCCGACUUCUCCAAGCAAGAAGAGCAGCUCGGCAAGCCCGCGGGCACCCCCGUCACCACCCUCUUCGACUUCUGCUUCGCCGAGAACGGCCUGACCGCCUACAAGCUCGGCCAGGCCCUCCCCUCCAACAGCUUCAUCAAGUGGAUCGGCGAGGACCAGUAUAAAGAGCUCGCAAACUUCGUCCUCCACUACAUCGCCGACCUCGACAUCCCCGUCAAGCGCGGCACCUUCAUCGAGUUCCGCAACGGCAUGAUCAACAUCAGCCCCAUCGGCAGGAACGCCUCCACCCAGGAGCGCCAGGAGUUCGAGAAGUACGACAAGGAGGCCAAGGUCCGCGAGACGUUUGUCGCCAAGCUCAAGGAGCGGUUCGGCCACCUCGGUCUCAACUUCUCCAUUGGAGGUCAGAUCUCCUUUGACGUCUUCCCCGUCGGCUGGGACAAGACCUACUGCCUCCGCCACCUCGAGGAGGACGCCCAGCGGCCUGGCGGCAUCACGUACAAGAACAUCCACUUCUUCGGCGACAAGACCUUUGAGGGCGGCAACGACUACGAGAUCUUCUCCGAUGAGAGGACGAUUGGUCACUCCGUCAACAACCCCGAUGACACCGCUCGCAUUGUCAAGGAGACUUUUGGAAUUUGA
Clonostachys rhizophaga is the source of this 810-nucleotide messenger RNA. The record is from the annotation of a GenBank genome assembly. NCBI's taxonomy places the organism in Eukaryota, Fungi, Ascomycota, Sordariomycetes, Hypocreales, Bionectriaceae.